AUGGAGCGUCUUUUCUCGACCGCGCUGCCGUCUGGAGGAGAUGCGACUGUCGAUGCGGCAGAUGUUGCUGAGCGAUUGCAGGAUCAGAAGAACAGGCCGCCGUUUUCGGUGCCUGUUAUGGCACGCAAUUUCACUCGUCUUAAUGCUCGGAUCGGGAUCGUGUUCAGGCUUCAGUAUCAGGCUUUACGAGUUUUCACCUGGCGCACUCCUACACAUACGUUCUCCUUUCUCGCAGUCUACUCAUACAUUUGCCUCUAUCCGUUUCUACUUGUUGUGGUCCCGCUUGCGAUCAUACUGAUCGCAGUCAUGGUGCCAGCCUACACCCGCCGCCAUCCUCCUCCACCAUCACCGCUACCGGCAUUUCCGGUUCCUGCCGGCGGUCCACCACUCGCUGAAGCCGCGGAGAUCAAACCCGUACCGGAGCUCUCGCGAGACUUUUUGAUGAACAUGCGCGACAUUCAGAAUGCUAUGGACGAUUUCACUCGUGCUUAUGACAAGAUCGUGCUGGCUCUGUCGCGACCGACGAAUUUCAAGGACGAGGCGUACUCAUCGGCCGUGUAUCUGCUGCUGAUGACCACGGGUGUGGUGGUAUUUAUGGGAGCUCCCUAUGUUCCAUGGAGAUUUGUAUUUCUGGUCGCUGGCUGGGCGGCCGUGUCAGCCGGCCAUCCGCGCGCGAGACGGACGAUGAAGAUGUCGCAUGAAAAGUAUCUUUCGGCGCGUGAGAAGGAGCUGUCGAGUGUGUUUGAUAUACUUGUCGAGAAGCAGAUUGUGAUUGAUGAGCCACCAGAGAUCAGACAGGUUGAGAUCUUUGAGCUGCAACGUCAACACAACAUUGAUGUUGACGAGUGGGACGAUUGGCUGUUCAGUGCGAGUCCGUAUGAGUCGGCGAGUUCGCGCAGAAUCUCAAAGCAGCGGCCUGAAGGUGUAAGGUUUCUGGACGAGGUGCAGCCGCCAGAGGGAUGGAGAUUUGUGCAUGAUUCGGCCUGGAAGCUCGAUCUGCGGCCGUCAGUCUGGGUCUCGCAGAGGAAUGUGGUCGGGACCGAAGUGGAUGAAGGUUCUAAGUGGGUCUACGAUCUCACCCAAGAUGGCAGACAUGGAGAAUGGCGCCGGCGACGCUGGCUACGCGCGUGUGAGCGGCAGCCAAUUGAUCCCGUAAGUCAGUAG
Messenger RNA from Myxozyma melibiosi, 1164 nucleotides. Its product is annotated as Peroxin/Dysferlin domain-containing protein. The record is from RefSeq and is a predicted model, not a curated record. Gene Ontology annotation, cellular component: peroxisomal membrane. NCBI's taxonomy places the organism in Eukaryota, Fungi, Ascomycota, Lipomycetes, Lipomycetales, Lipomycetaceae. The transcript has a single exon. Gene Ontology annotation, biological process: peroxisome organization. The coding region runs from base 1 to 1164 and encodes 387 amino acids.